Messenger RNA from Purpureocillium takamizusanense, 750 nucleotides. RefSeq lists its product as uncharacterized. The record is from RefSeq and is a predicted model, not a curated record. Gene Ontology annotation, biological process: poly(A)+ mRNA export from nucleus. NCBI's taxonomy places the organism in Eukaryota, Fungi, Ascomycota, Sordariomycetes, Hypocreales, Ophiocordycipitaceae. The transcript has 2 exons. Gene Ontology annotation, cellular component: nucleus. Bases 1 to 750 code for a protein of 249 amino acids.
AUGGCGGGGUACUCGUCGCUCAAGGUCCCCGAGCUCAAGAAGCUCUUGGCCGAGAAGAACCUUCCCCAGACGGGCAACAAGGCCGAUUUGAUUGCCCGCCUACAGGAAGCCGAUCAGAAUGAGGCACCCGCCGAAGCCGACAAGUCCGGCAAGGCAGAGAAAGAGGACGAAAUAAGCUACACCGACGACGAGGAGACCGCGCCGCCCGCUGCGCCCAAACCCGCCGCCGAGUCCGAACCCGUCGAGCAAACGGAGCAGGCUGCCGCGCCUGCCGUCGCCACUGAGACUGCUGCCGAGCCCGCCGACAAGGCGACCGAAGAGAAACCCGAGGCUCCCGCUCAGUCGUUUGCUAUCGGGCUUUCCGCGACCGCCGCCGAUGAGGAGGCCAAGAAGCGCGCAGACCGGGCCAAGCGCUUCGGCCUCGAGGAGGACGAUGCUGCUAAGAAGCGUGCCGAGCGAGCCAAGCGCUUCGGUCUCGACGACAAGGAGCUCACCGGCCUCGACUCGGCUCUCCCCGAGCGGCCCCUCAAGCGUGGCCGAGCCCGUGAGGGAGACGAAAGCGCCGGCCGCGGCGCCAAGCGCCAGAGCCUGGACCGCCGUGGCGACCGUCAAGGACGGGGCCGGCACAAUGGACAGGGCGACCGUCGGCGCGCCGGUAGCAGCGGCCCGGCCAAAAAGGGCUCUAUCCUCGACGAUCCAACCGAACGAGAGAAGGCCGCCAAGCGUGCGGCUCGGUUCGCCGCCGCUUAG